AUUGCGACGUGAGCGCGCGGUUCCCAUGGCGACGCGGCCUGCGGCUGCAGCGGGGCGCUACUGCGAAAUAAGGAAAACACAAACAAGAAAGUAUCUGGAAGGGAGCCGGCAACUUGGUCAUUUCCUUCUCGCCUUCAUAGUAACUUAAGCGAAAAAGAAAUGGACGCCACUAAGAAGCCACUGAGGAUUUCCCCAGAGUUCGGCGUUUAUGCAGAGAAACACGGAGUGUUCCAGUCACUGCAGAGAAUGAUGCAGUGCCUGCUGGUAGAUAGACCACAGGAUCCCAUACAGUAUAUGAUAGACCAUUUUAAAACAGAAAAUGAUGAAGUUCCCCGGAUUUUUCUGCUGGGCCCUCCUGUUUCAGGGAAACAUUCUAUCGCCAAGAUGCUGUGUGACCAGAUAACCACAAACCUCCUCACUUUGGAUGAUAUGCUGACAGAUGUAAUAUCAGAGUCUGCUGAAGAAAUUCGGAUAUUAAAAGCCAAAUCUCGGGAUAUUCCCAAUACACUCUGGGCAAAGCUGAUCCUAGAACGGCUGUCAAAAACGGACUGCAUCAAACGGGGCUGGGUGCUGGUGGGUUUCCCCCAAACGCGGGAACAGGCAAGAGCAAUACAAGAAAUAGGAAUUGCACCAGAACAUGUUGUUGUACUCGAUGCCCCUGAUACUGUGCUGAUUGAGAGAAAUCUGGGGAAAAGGAUUGACCCAGACACCAAUGAAAUAUAUCAUACAAUUUUUAACUGGCCAACAUCAACCAAGAUACAAAAUCGGUUAGAGAAACCUGCUGGGAUAACUGAGGAAGAGACUGUGAAAAGAUUAUUGGCAUACCGCCAAGUCGGUCAUGGGGUAUUGAACAGCUACAGUAAAAAACACCAAAUCAUUAAUGCUGAUCAGCCUAGUGUUGAUGUCCUUUCACAGGUUCUGAGCCAUGUCCAAAGCCGUCAUCGAACUGUCGCCCCCUUCACUCCAAGAAUCAUUCUCCAUGGACCCCCUGGCAGUGGCAGAAGCCUGCAGGCAGCAUUGAUUGCAGAAAAAUACAGGAUUGUUAAUAUUUCCUGUGGACAGUUACUAAGGGAGGCUGUCGCUACUGAGACAAGAUUUGGCGAAACCAUUAAACCCUAUGUUGAAAGUAGGCAGCCAGUUCCAGAUGCUAUGGUCAUGAAAUGUAUGUCUCAAAGGCUAAGUAAACUGGAUUGUUCCACGCUGGGUUGGGUGAUGCAUGGAUUUCCUCAUCAUGCGGUGCAAGCAGAGAUGUUAAAAGAUGCAGGAUUCUUAUCAAACAGGGUCUUUUUUAUGGAGCUUCCUGAUGAUGCUGUCGUAGAACGUCUUUCAAUGAGAAUGGUUGAUCCAACCACUGGCAAAAGAUAUCAUUCCAUCUACAAACCAGCACCAAACAGUCAGGUUUACAGUCGUUGUAAAAUAAAUCCUAAGGAUUUUGAGGAAAAUGUGCAGAAAGAACUGGAAGAUUAUCGUACCAACAUUUCUGAGUUGGAGCAAUUCUACAGACCUGUCAUACGUGUCAACGCAGACCAAGAUCCUCACACGGUGUUCGAGUACAUUGAGAGCUGUAUUGUCAAACCUUUGCCAAAGCAACCAAAUGCCUUUAUUUGAAUAUUUUGAAGAAAGCAACUGUGUGAUGUCUGUACAACAGUUUGUAUCCAACAUUUUAAGACAUCACUGAAAGUCAUUUAUUUAACGCUAAAAUGACCUACCCUAAAACAUACAUUGCUUCCAAAUAAUCCAUCAGAUAUUAUCCUACAAUAAAUUCUCACAGCUUACAUGUAUAUCCUUGGAAAUUACAGUCCAUAGGGAUGAUUGUGAUAAACACGUCCUUGGGUCUAUUUCUCUCUGUUCAUUAUUAACAUUAUGUAUUUUUGCUUCAGGAUCUUACAUGUUUCUACACCAUAAAAAUAUCAGUCAGGAUUGUAAUACUCUGCAUCCUGAUUUCCAUGCAUAAAAACACUUCCAGAACCACAUACCAAACCAGUAUGCUCUUGAUUGGAAGGGAAUUAUAUUAGUGUCAAACAAGUCCAACCAUGAUGAAUUCAAGACUUUGGUACCCUUGUGCCUGAACCGGAAAAUGUGCUUUCACUGGCUACUGAAUCUUACACAUGAUUUUACUUUCAAUAUUUAUUAUUUUGCUUCACUAACUCUACUGGGAUACUUACAUAACAAUGUGACCUAAGGGUAGAGCGUAUCAAAGAAAUAGGAAAUAAAUGACAUUUAUUUAUUAGUCAUUUAAAUAUAUGCUGGCUUUAUUGAUGAAGCUGCUGCCAUCACUGACACUGCUGCGUCAACUGAUGAUAAAAAGCAUUAAGCACAUAUACCAAUUAUGCAAUAUGCUAUUCUCUUAAUAGAUCUUUGUAGUAAAGCUGCUUUUUCCAGUCUCCAUUUUUCUUCACUUUGGCGAGUACACAGAUGAAUGCAAACAAGAAACUGGGCUCCCUCCGACUGCUCCUUUCUAUGUUGUACAAGCAGACUCAGGUCAGUCAGUGACCUUCUGGGAUCCACUGGGAGAAUGCACUGAGAACAAGCAUUGAGCCGUGUGGCAGCAGAACAAGUUAAUACUCUUGUUUAACGAUCCCUUGGAAAUGGAGAACAACAGAGAUUGCUCUUCGUUAUAACUAUGUACCAAGUCAGCCUAAUUAUAGUUCUGGGUAUUAAAGGCAGACAAUCUUUGGCAAUGCUUUAUUUUUGAUGCAGUUGUGCUUUCCUCUGCACAGAAAGGUAAUUAAUGAUGGUAAUUAAUACACAGGGGUAUUUUUAGACUCUUGUAAAUGUUACUUUAUGUUCCAAAUACCAAUCUAAAAUUAAAACCCAAAUCAAACUACAUUUUAGGAGGUCCUCAAGAGGUUAACAAUGUCUGACUUUACCGAGCAGGCUGAUUGUGUGCAUGAACAGAGACCUCUCCCGAGGAGGAUUGCACAAUCCACCUGGUCCUUUAAAUAUAAGAUAUAAUAAACCAGGUUUUCUUGUGAAAACAAACCACAACUUGCACUUUUCUUCUAUAUACUUCCCUCUUAUCAUUGUACGUAUUCUCUCUAGGUGAUGCAUUGUAUAGUCUCCACUGCAUGGAUGCUUGUUAGGGAUAGUACUGCAGGCCAUAUUUCUGAGAAAUGAACGAUUAAUUUUUUUCCAAUUUACAAGAGCAUUGUUGUUAAAAUUCAAUAGCAGAAAUUCCCAGGUAGUGAACAGCUAGUUCAGAAUAAUUACAUUCACAGUGAAGAUCUCUACUGCACGAACAAUAUUAAUGUCAACAGGAGUUUUAAAAGGGCAAUUACGGUAAACCUUUACAGUGUUGUUGUCAGUCAUUCAUCCUAUUUAAAUGUGUGGUAUCUGUAUGAAUUACAGGAAAAUGUAUUUGCCCACAACAAUUUUUGUUGGUCUAAUAAAAUGCUCUAAUUAA
Molecule: messenger RNA, 3403 nt
Organism: Amblyraja radiata (thorny skate)
Lineage: Eukaryota; Metazoa; Chordata; Chondrichthyes; Rajiformes; Rajidae
Gene: ak8
Product: adenylate kinase 8
Exons: 13
Coding region: 160-1608 (482 amino acids)
Biological process (GO): nucleobase-containing compound metabolic process
Molecular function (GO): AMP kinase activity; ATP binding
Source: RefSeq, a predicted model, not a curated record